This is a messenger RNA of Neurospora tetraspora, 3657 nucleotides long. RefSeq names its product mediator of RNA polymerase II transcription subunit 14. Gene Ontology annotation, molecular function: transcription coregulator activity. The transcript has 4 exons. NCBI's taxonomy places the organism in Eukaryota, Fungi, Ascomycota, Sordariomycetes, Sordariales, Sordariaceae. The record is from RefSeq and is a predicted model, not a curated record. Gene Ontology annotation, cellular component: core mediator complex; mediator complex. Gene Ontology annotation, biological process: regulation of transcription by RNA polymerase II. The coding region runs from base 1 to 3657 and encodes 1218 amino acids.
AUGUCGGGCUCCUCAGCCAUGACGAACGGCGGAGGUGCCUCCUUCAUGGAUGUGGACAGCCAGCCGCCUGGCGGCUCUAAAUUCACCGAUCUGCCAGACGAGAUCCAACACAUCACCGCGGAUAUUAUGCCUCUAAGCCUACUCCUGACUAGAUUGUCACAAUGGACUCACACGAAGUUGCAAGACGAGAUCGCAUACCUUGCCUCCAAACCCUUACCACAAGCCGUCCUGAAUGGCAACACCAACCACCAAUCCGCGGAUAAUCACGACACCUCGCAGGAGAGUCUUGAAAAGAAGGUUCAUCUCCUCAACUUCCUGCAGGAUAUGCAUUCAAAAUGGGUCAAGACCCUUGUCAUCACCGAAUGGAGCAAAAAGGCAGCUCAGGUUGGAGCCCUGAUUGACAUCAGGGCUCACUACCAAGAACUCUUCUGGGAGUUGAUCAGGAUGAAGCAGGAUCUUCACUGGGCGAAAGUGCCGGGCCCAGAUCUGAAGACGGCUCUGGAAGUUCUGACAACUGGUCAAGCGUCCUGGAUGCCCGAGUUGGGAUAUAUCGAGCCCCCUCCUAUAACGUGGGAGGAGAAAGAAGCGUUUAUCGACAACAUCAAUACCAUGCUAAGCGUACGACUCACCUUCGACGAACACGAAAAGAUCCCGGCUGCUUUCCGUGACUAUAACAUCUCGAACGGAAGGGUCACGUUCAAAGUGAAGGGAGAGUUUGAAGUCGACCUGACGAUUGGUGAUGAGGACUUUGAGCAGCAAUUCUGGUUCAUCGACUUCCGCUUUCUUUUCACCCCUGCUCCAGCAGAGCUGUCGCAUGGUGUGCGCACUUUCCUCGAGAACAAAGUCAACACAAUCCUGGGCGAUCAGGGCUUGGCUGGGUGCUAUAACUAUCUUCAUGAGUUCGUUUUAACUCAGAAGAUUGUUGAGUUCCGUCGUCAGGCAACGGAACUGGCAAUGGGCAGGUGGGUUGAUACCCUGAAGGUCGAGAAACUCAACCGUGCCAUGUCUAUCCAGUACUGGCUCAAGCCUCCGCACGGUCUGGAGGGCCCUUCUUCACAAACUGCCAAGAGCUGGGUUUUGCUAGGGGUAUGGAGCGGAAAGGGCGUCGAAGGAGACCUUGAUUCGAAGCCUUCAAGUUACAUCAGCCUACGUUGGUUCCGCGACAACAAGGAGGUCAAGGAUUUCGACAUACCGCUAAAUGUUGAGACUAUUUCUGCGGAAAAGCUCCUGACGGCGGUUAUUGCAAGUCACGUUGAAUACAUACUCACAUCGAUAUCUAGCAAGCUUCUCAGCAAACCUCGGUUUGCACAGAAGCAUGCAAGACUUGACUUGGAGAUUUCAAAGGAGGAGCCGCAGAAUUCUUCUUUGGCCGUACAACUAUUCGACAAUGACAAGGCUGUCAUCAAGAUCGAACCACUGACGGGCUUUUUUACACUGUUCCCGCGGUCCCCGGUCUUCUUGAAGGGACAAAUGAAGCUGAAUACCAGUUCCAAUGCGGCGGAAGAAGGCGCAAACCUUAUGGAGCAACUAAGAUUUGACCAUACAGUCAAGGAUCUCAACAGCCGUGUAAGGAGUAUAGGCUGGUUUGUUUGCCGUCCGCCAAUUACCCAGGAAGAGACCAAGGCUAUCGUCUACUCGGAUGCUUCAGGAUCUCGGGAAGCUUUCAAGGCAGUUUGGCUCAGAAAGGCAAAUUGGAUGACACGACAAUGGUUCGUCAUGAUGAGCAUGAGUCUUGGUGGUGACCAAUGGUGGCUAGUUGACCUCUCACCACCAAAGCCUAACUUCCCCGCCGGCCGCCUGAGGCUGUUCACCAAAAUGCCCAUGACGUCCAACCAACUAACGUUGUCGGACACCUUCUUCCGAAAUUUGUCUGUCUACGCCGCUGGCAUGAUUUCACAUAUCACCGAUCUUCGCAAGCUACAUACCCUCAAAAAAUCACACACGGCACUCGAGUUGCCAAACCACAGCCUACCGCCCCAGGUUAGGCUGCCUACGAUUUAUGUGCGGCUAUCGGAAAUGCUUCAACAACGUCCUGGAUCCAGCAGUCGUACCUUGACGUGGGCAAAGGGCUUCGUACCCAUCAUCUUCAAGGGAGUCCGGACUCACACAGGUGACCAAGAGGGCCCAGCAGAUGCCACAGCCGCUCAGGUCCGGCGCGAUACGCCAGCUAAGAUCCGAGCGGAGGCUAGAUUAACCGUGAUCGACAGGAACAAGUUCAAAUCUCUGCGCGGAAAUGUAGACCACGAUGUGGUGUACAACCAUCGUACCGGCCAGUUCUCGCUUAAGCUGCGAGCGGAUAUGGGUACUCCCGUAGUCGAUUUGCUCGCCGAUCGCGUACAGGCCCUGGAACGCUUGAUGGAGUUUGUUGAGGCCAUAAGACUGGCUGGUAGCAACGCCAUUCCUCAAAGUGUUGCGCUCCGCGAGGUUGUUUUCACCUACAGCAACGACCCAGCAGAACCUGUUUCCGGUCCAUCACAGGGUCCUCGUGCAUGGAGCGUACACCUAGACCUCCCCAAAGAUGCCAAGGUUAUCCUUACUCUCGAAAAAGGGAACCCUCAUAUGCGCGCGCUAGAUAUGUUGCAAGAAAUGGCCCAGUCUACCAAGACCGAGCUUCUACCGUCUUACCUUCCAUUCUCUCUGCCGCUGUAUAGGGUGUUGGACAGAAUCGAGGAUGAGUGGGAAAGCAUUGCGGCGAAGAACGCAGGCAAUGUGGCGAUCGUGGUAAAAGCGGCAGAGUGGGUAACGAUUAGGUUCUCGCUCUCUGCUCCGACUACUCGGCGACUGUUGUGCCUUGAUAUCAGGACCAUGGGCCGCAAAGGUAGACUGUUGUGGCACGUCAAGCGUACUGAUGAAAAGGGGCACGAACGACCUCUUAACGCCCCGCAGGAUGAGUUUGAUACCUCCCUCCAGCGGUCGGUAUGGCACGCUCAUGGCGAUGGAAGGAAAAGCUUCGGUACCAGCGCCGCUGCUGACCCAAAGAUCGGCAUUGAAACGCUGUUAUGGUCUAUCAGCGAGUCAGUGAAAUCGCUGGUCGGUACACUUCCCCCACCGCCCAUCACCGCUCCCCAUCAAGGAGGCGCAGUACAGGAUCUUAAACAAGGACACCAGCAAACACCCCAGGAGCUAGUAGCUGCACAAGCUGCACAGGGAAUGCCCCCGCAACGACCGAAGCAGCAACCACCUCCACCAUCCCAACCACAACAGCAGCACCGGCCCGUUAACCAACCGCAAGCCCAGCCUCAGCCUCAGGCCCAGCCCCAUACUCAGGUCCAACUCCAGCAGGCUCAGGUUGCUCAGCUCCAAGCUCAGCGCCAGGCACAAGCCCGCGCCAACAACAACAGAUUCGUCAACCGCGCGCAUCCCGGCCAGCCACCACAACAGCGGCAGCCUGGCCCUCAAACCCAGGCACAACAGCAGCAACAGCAGCAACAGCGGUACCAGAUCCAGCAACAAGCACAAGCGAUGCAGCGAAUGCAGCAACAGCAACAACAGCAGGCCGCCCAACAACAUGCCCAACAGCAAGGCCAGGCCCAACAAGGCCAAAGACCCGUUCACGGCCAAGGAGGUCCUCAGGGCGUGCCGCAGGGACAGCCGGGUCAAGGUGGUGCUGGUGGUGGUAUGGGUGGGAAGAAUGCCCCUGUGGUAGUUAUCGACUAA